Diaporthe amygdali is the source of this 1002-nucleotide messenger RNA. RefSeq lists its product as uncharacterized. Lineage: Eukaryota; Fungi; Ascomycota; Sordariomycetes; Diaporthales; Diaporthaceae. The record is from RefSeq and is a predicted model, not a curated record. The transcript is spliced from 8 exons. The coding region runs from base 1 to 1002 and encodes 333 amino acids.
AUGCUCUCCAGCCAUGCUAUCGUCUUUGCGCUUUGCGCGUCCUUUGCGCAAGCAGAUAAGAUGCUACGUUUCUCUUGCUCACAACUGGUGACCCAACGUCUCGAUCCAGUGGUCCAGCCGGGACAGAACCCAUCUCAACAUGUACAUCAGAUUGUUGGGGGCAAUGCUUUCAAUGUCACUAUGGACCCAGGUCUCGACAUCUCAGCCACAGCAGAUUGCACAACAUGCACUUUCACUGAGGAUAUGUCCAACUAUUGGACACCAACAUUAUACUUCCGGGCUCGAAAUGGAACUUUCAAACGUGUUCCUCAGAUGGCCAAUCAGGGCUUCAAUGGCGCCAACGGCGGUAUGACAGUCUACUAUGUAUCGCCUGAUGAUGCAAGCGUCAACAUCACGGCUUUCGCUCCGGGAUUUCGCAUGGUCGUAGGGGACCCCACCAGCCGAGAACAGAGCUUCAACGGCGCGAUGAACUCGUAUCGUUGCUAUACGGGGAAGAACUUCGAACCGAAUCCGUUUGGCGUGUCCGAUAAUGACACAUCCACGUUUCCAACCCAGUACUGCGCUGGUGGUGUGAGGGUCGCGAUCUUCUUUCCCACGUGCUGGGACGGCGUCAACCUCGACAGUGCCGAUCACAAGUCUCACGUCGCAUUUGGGUACAACGGAUGUCCCGCCUCACAUCCCGCCCGUCUCCCCCAAGUGUUCUUCGAAACAGUAUGGGACACAGGCGUCUUUCCCCAGUCUGAGUGGCCGGAGGAUGGCAGCCAGCCGUUUGUGUGGGCACAAGGGGACGCGACAGGAUACGGUCACCACGCUGAUUACCUAUUCGGCUGGAAGGGUGACUCGCUGCAGCGGGCUGUGGAUGCGAGAUGCGACUUUACUGGGUGCACGGAACUGCAGACACAGAACUUUGCGACAGGAAACACGUGUGUCCAAGAGCCGAUAGUAAAGGAGCAGAUCGAUGGCUGGCUCGACACUUUGCCAGGGAACUUGACGGUCAACUAA